Molecule: messenger RNA, 2658 nt
Organism: Chaetura pelagica (chimney swift)
Lineage: Eukaryota; Metazoa; Chordata; Aves; Apodiformes; Apodidae
Gene: CLMN
Product: calmin (calponin-like, transmembrane)
Exons: 13
Coding region: 1-2658 (885 amino acids)
Biological process (GO): nuclear migration
Cellular component (GO): nuclear outer membrane; meiotic nuclear membrane microtubule tethering complex; cytoplasm
Molecular function (GO): actin filament binding
Source: RefSeq, a predicted model, not a curated record
AUGAGAUUUGGUGAGGCUUUUUCCAUUCAUAAGAAUGAAGACAAAAUUGCUGUGUUGGCUAAUGUGAUCUGUUUCCUUGUGCAAGCAAUGGAACGGGAAAAUGUACAGAAGAGGACGUUUACCAGAUGGAUAAACCUGCAUUUGGGAAAGUGCAAGCCUCCUCUGAAAGUGAAAGACUUGUUUAUUGACAUACAAGAUGGCAAAAUCUUGAUGGCACUACUGGAAGUCCUGUCAGGACAAAAGCUGAUGCACGAGUACAAAUCUUCAACCCAUCGCAUUUUUCGUUUGAACAACAUAGCCAAAGCCCUGAAGUUCUUGGAGGACAGUAAUGUAAAGCUUGUUAGCAUUGAUGCAGCAGAAAUAGCAGAUGGAAAUUCCUCUCUGGUACUUGGACUAAUAUGGAAUAUAAUCUUGUUUUUUCAGAUUAAGGAGCUGACAGGUAAUCUCAACAGGAACUCCUCCUCCUCCAGCCUGUCUUCUGGGCCCAGUGGUCCUGAGUCAGACACAUCCCAUCCCAGCACCCCCAGCGUGGAGAGAAACAUGCCUGUUACAGUGAAGGACCAGCGGAAAGCCAUCAGAGCCCUUUUAAUCUGGGUUCAGAGGAAAACCAGAAAGUAUGGUGUUGCAGUUCAGGACUUUACCAGCAGUUGGAGGAGUGGCCUUGCUUUCUUAGCUAUCAUAAAAGCAAUAGACUCUACUUUGGUGGACAUAAAAAAAGCACUGGAAAAGUCAGCUCAAGAAAACCUGGAGGAUGCUUUCAGCAUAGCUCAAAAUAAGCUGGGUGUUCCUCGGCUCCUAGAACCUGAAGAUAUCAUGGUGGAAUCACCCGAUGAACAGUCAAUUGUGACAUAUGUGGCACAAUUUCUGGAACACUUCCCAGAGCUGGAAGGGGAAGAUUUUACAGAUCCUGAGAAGGAGCUUCCAAUAGAAUUGACAUAUGUUCACAUCAAAGACUCACCCUCAGAAAAGGAAGGCAAAAUCUUGAUUUUAAGUGAAAGUCAAGAAAACAUGUAUAUGGUUAAUCAUGAAAGGAGUCAUCCUGCACCUCCAAAGGUUCAUAUCCAUGACACGCCUGAGAGAAUCCUAUCAGAAACCACUCCUGAAAAAUGUAAUGGGAAAUUCAGUCAAGUCUUAGGUGAUUUACAGGAAACAUCUGAAGAGGAACUUCAGAGGCCCACCUCACUGAAAAUUACAGGCUCUGUCAGUUUUGAAUCCAAUUCCUCUUGGGAAGUUCUAAGUGAUAAAUUGAUACCAGGUGAAGGGGGCAUAACUGACCCACUGAAACAGAACAAUGACUCUUCUCCAGCUAUUCCAACACAUCAGAAAAAUUAUACUGACUCUUUUGAAGACUACUCUGAAGAAUUAACUAAAGAAACCUCUACUGAAUAUGACAAUGAAACUAAGAGCCUUUCAGCCAAUACUUCUUCUUUGAGUCCAUUAUCCUGGACUUCAGGUAUACUUACAGAUGAAUCUAUAAGUAAAGUAGAAGAGAGCAAACCCCAUGCUUCAAGUAUUUUACCGGAAGGUACCUCAAAACAAGAAGAUACACAUAAGUAUGUUCUUCAACUUCUAAAUGAGGAAAUACUGAAGAUUCCACAAAAUGAACAUACAAAGCAAUCACCUGUCUUUGAGACAAUAGAAAAUAACCAUUGUUCACUGAAUGGUUCUAAUCUCAAAAGUGAAGAACAGUCUACAACGCAUGAAAUAUCUGAUGACUCUCUUUCAGAUAUAUCUAAAAAUCCCGAGGAUGUGGACAGCUGUGAUGAAGUUGACUCUUCAGCUGAAGUGCUACGCAGUUCUUCAAAAGUAUCUGUAAUACCCCAUAAUCUCUUUUAUUAUCCACAUUACAAUGUUCCCAUAUCAGCAGUUUUGGAUGCUUACCUUGAUCCUUAUAUUGAAGGGUAUGAUACUGGAAAUGACAAAGCUUCUUCUCAAACAGUAACGGAAAUUUUACAUGAGAAGAACUUACCAAAACAGAACUACCAGGAAGAUGCUUCAGAGCCAGACUUAGGGAAUAAGCCUGGUGUCCCCCCAUCAGAAGUUAAUACUGAGAAUGGCAAGGAGGAAACAACGGAUACUAACAGCCACAUUAAUUCUUCUGAUGAAGAAAUGCCAUUACUAGUAGAAGAAGAGUUAGAAAUCAAAAGAGAUAGCAAAAAGGCCACCAACCAUCAAGAUUCCACUAUUUCACAACAUCCUGAGGCCAUACUAGACCAUCAAGAGCAUUUAUCAACAGCUGUAGAGAGGCCAGAACAAAGUAGUAACGUGGAAGAAAAAGGGAAAAAUAUGAUCAAAGCAGAAGACUUACAGAUCUCAGAAGCUGGCAUUACUACUCUGUCACAAGAUAAACCAGAAGAAAUUGCUGAUUGUCAGGAACUUACCAGAACCAGUGAGAGUGAUUCCAACACAUACCUCCGAAAAAGAUCUCCUAAUACUACUGAGGAGGAAACUUAUGUUGAAAAUGAGAAGAUGACAGACAUGGGUGAAAAUCCAUUAAUCAUCAGGAAGAAAAAGGACUUAGAGGCAAGUGAGACUCCAGCACCAACUCAUGAGAUUGUGAUUGUUGAGCAGCCAGAGCUAUUCUACUUCAUCCUUUUCUUCUGGGUGCUGGUUUACUGCCUCUUACUCAUUCCACAGUUUCGCAGCAACAAAGCUUGA